UCAGAUAUUAAUGCACGGAUCUACCGGUGGUAGGUAUACAUGCAAUCACGUGAUGCUAUCAAUUUGAUAUACGACAGUGGAGCGUCAUACGGCGGUGUUGUACGGUGCGUGCGACAGGUACACUCGACCGUCAACUGGCAUCCUCGCAUAACCAUCCAGCCGAGAAGAGAAGAGACAGAUAUAUCAACACAUGAGGAUCGAUCGAUCACCCGAGCCGUACUCCAACCACAGCGACCUCUCACGCGCCUAAUAUUUGUCGAGUUUGGUUGUGUCGAGUUUCAAGUUCAGUACAAGGUCACUGAGGCAAGUCGGACAGGUUGUCCCUCGUCUUUGGCUUUGCAGAGUAGAGAAGAGACGGUACACACAACCAGCCUUCAUCAAGCUAGAGUCCAAAUGAUGCAGAUCGGUAUGGAGCAGGGCUGGUCUCCAGCCCGACCGACCAACACGGAUAGCUGUGCCGCCGAGUACCGCGGCUAUGCCACGGCCACUGCCGCAGUCAACGGCUUGUACGCCGCCACCAACCGCCCCCGUAGUAGCUGCAGCUCACUGAGCGUCAGCCCGGACCAGGCCGUUGCCUACCCGUACCCUACCUCGUGUUAUACCUCGGAGGCUACACUGACACACACGGACGACUUGUCACCGGUUGGUGGGGGAGCAUGGACCGGGCCUGAUCGGCAAUUCACCCAUCACCAUCAACCCCGACCGUCCUAUCACCACAACGGGUUUAGUAAAGCUCCGUUCCUAACCGCAGUAUCAGCAGCUUCUGGAGCCACGCAUCCACACGCUCACCAGCAACAGUACCUAACAAGUAAUGGGUUCGGCUCCAGCUACGGUUUUCACAACUCACCCUACCCACUUGACAUGACAGGUGGUGCCUCUUCCUGCAGUUUGCUUGCCACGUUCACAACCACACCCAGACGAACCAAGCGACGGCCCUACUCCAAGUUCCAGAUCUACGAGUUGGAGAAGGAGUUCCAGGCCAAUAUGUACCUGACGCGGGACCGGCGCACCAAGCUCUCCCACUCGCUCAGUCUCUCCGAACGCCAGAUCAAAAUCUGGUUCCAGAACAGACGGAUGAAACUCAAGAAGAUCUCUGAGAAGGAGAAGAAGGGAACGGGGUCGGAGUCGAGCAAAAAGAAGCAGACGCCUAUCGUGUCUAGUCCGCUUCAUCAUCAACAGCAGCAGCAGCAACACACGGGGAGCCACGCUCACGGUGCCCAGCACGGACUGAACGGCCUAUCGCACCAUCACCAUCAGCACCCGGCACAUUCAGGGGCGAUCACACACAGCAACGGACUGGACCGGUGAACAACCGCGUACAACCAUAGGACACACUCAGACUGGUUGUGCUAUUCGUUUCUUCAGACUUUAAGGUGUAUAUAUACGUGUAGUUUUCAGCAACUGUUUUAGAAGUGGCUCCGUGUCAUUGGACUAGUGACUGAGAAGUUGUGAAUAAUUUAAACUCAUGUAGAAAAACACGUGGAUUAGGUGUUUUUUUGGUAUUUCCUUUGGGUUUCUAGAAAGAGUUAUGGAUCGCUGUUUGCCUUCAAAGACUAGUGUUCAAAGACACUGUCUUUCAUGCAAAAAAUAGGUAAGAACAACUAAUAAGAUCCCCCCCUUCUUUUUAAAGGCAUUAUUCAAUUUACGGACACAGUUGUUGUGUAAAAGGAGAGACCUUUGUCUUUUUGACAAUUUCAAAAAUACACACCGUUUUGGGUGACGCCAUACAUGUCUCUGCCUGAAUGCAGCCGUGCAAGUCCCUUACAAUUUGGUCAGGGGAAAAUAAGGAAUCCAACCAAGAAUGGAAUCGCAAUUAAUCUUUCAAAUUAUCCACACUAUAUGGGGAGAUACAUGGCUAUGUAAUCCGUGUUGAAGUGUCCGUAUUACAUGUAUAUAUAGGAAAACAGUUUUUUCUGAUUAUUUCACCAAUCGAUUUGAAAUUGCUUUGUCUGGAAAAUUGAACAAAAUCAGCAUGAACAUGUACAUUGAUUUGUUUCAUUGUUAUAAGGGAAGGUGAUUGGUAUUAACCACUUCUUAUGUCCUUGCGUUUUUCUCAGCAUUGGUAUCGAGUAAAAAUUAAUAUAGUCGUGCACUAUUUUUUUUAAUUACCUGGGUUUUGUAUAGUGCAGUCUUCAUGACAACUAUACAUACAUGUAUAGCAGUCGUUCGUCAAUACACGUUCGUCAGUCUGUUUACAACUCAGAAUAUAAAGAUAGCAACAGACAACAAAAAGAACAAACUGACAUUUAAUCUCAAGCACUCACUAUUAAGUUUAAUCGUCCAUGCAUGAUAACCCUAUAAGCAGGAACGACAUAAGACGCUUAAAGUCGGUGGCUAUUUCCCCUCCUUUCUUUGGUAGGAAGACACAAUGUUUAGGGAAAAGUUGAAGUCUUGAUGUCGAUGUUUGGUAUACCUGUACAUGUAUACAUGUGACUGACGAAUUCAUUCAGUUGUUAUCCAGGGGCGGAUCCAUGCGGGGGUGGCUAACCACCUUCAGACUGACUAAUGCUAAUUAUUUACAUAGGGGGAAAUGUCAGUUUCCUUAAUUUCCCUGAAUACUGAAUAACGUCAUAACUCAAAAAAAAAAUGCAAAUCGUGAUUUAUUACUUUGGACACUUUGGUCAUUUGUAUGCGUUGACUUCAACGCCCCAUCUAAUCCAACCCCCUCCCCCCUAAAAAAAA
Patiria miniata (bat star) is the source of this 2682-nucleotide messenger RNA. RefSeq names its product homeobox protein Hox-D8-like. Gene Ontology annotation, biological process: regulation of transcription by RNA polymerase II. Gene Ontology annotation, cellular component: nucleus. The record is from RefSeq and is a predicted model, not a curated record. Gene Ontology annotation, molecular function: RNA polymerase II cis-regulatory region sequence-specific DNA binding; DNA-binding transcription factor activity, RNA polymerase II-specific. The transcript has 3 exons. Bases 40 to 1308 code for a protein of 422 amino acids. Lineage: Eukaryota; Metazoa; Echinodermata; Asteroidea; Valvatida; Asterinidae.